Malaya genurostris is the source of this 1024-nucleotide messenger RNA. Its product is annotated as ATP synthase mitochondrial F1 complex assembly factor 1-like. Gene Ontology annotation, cellular component: mitochondrion. Lineage: Eukaryota; Metazoa; Arthropoda; Insecta; Diptera; Culicidae. Gene Ontology annotation, biological process: mitochondrial proton-transporting ATP synthase complex assembly. The record is from RefSeq and is a predicted model, not a curated record. The transcript is spliced from 2 exons. The coding region runs from base 120 to 995 and encodes 291 amino acids.
GUCAAAUUUUCUCUUGCGAACAUAAAAAAUCAAAACAAAACAAAACUGAUUCGAUAAUCACUGCAAUCGUUUGAGGUUCUAGUCAGCCAGCAUACGAACUGAUUCCUGCCUUGCUGCUGAUGGCUUUACAGCUGUGGAACCGUCCGCUGAAGCAUAUCCUGCGUGUGACAACCUGCAAACUUCUACCGCCCGUUGCUGCAUUCCGGUCGUUCAGAAUGAGUGCUCGGCAGCGCUCCGAAAAAGUCCUGGAACAGCUGAAGGAAUCAAACCCAUAUUUUGGAAAAUAUGCGAAAAAAAUAGCCGCCGUUCAGGAGAGCUCGCCGGAGCAGUUUCUGGCCAGGCUGGAAAGUGUUGAAAAGCAGAAAAGCAAUACCAAACCGGGCGGUUCCGAACAGCUACGAGAUUAUUCGGAACUGUUCAAUCCCAAAGUUCCGGUUAGCAAUCGUCCGAAGGAGGAGGCAGCUUUCAAGAAGUUGAGUGAUAUUAUGAAGGUGGACUUGAUUGAACAGAAGAGCGCCGACGAAAUAAAGGAAAUAUGGUUGCAGUAUCACCUGGGUAAGGAAGUCAUAUCGGCGGCUAUUCCCGUCGAGCAGUACGAUCUGAUGAUGGCAAGAGCGAAGAAAUAUCCGAUUUUUAUUCUUCCGAUGCCAAGAAGUCAGGGAUACGAGUUUAUCAUGCUGCAGUUUUUCGCAAAUACAGUUCAUUUCACGCCUUUGAUUAACUAUCAGGUCCACAAGGAAAACGCACCGGAAUGCUUGAACGUUGUCAUGUACACUGAGCUUCGCGAAAAAGGUCUAGUUCUGAUGCGAGGAGAGUACGACAGCAAGGUAAUUUCCGGUCAAGAGGCUCAGUGUUUGGCAAACCAGCUUCAGCUGUAUUACAGUCAGCAUAACCAGAGCAAAUUGGCCUUGCUGGAAGCGUUUACCAAUCAGCCAGACAAAUUCAAACACAUGGAUGUCAUCGAAGAAUUGAACAAUUUAAAGAUUGUUGGUUAAAUAUAUUGUGUUUGUUUUAGAGUGAAAAA